AUGUUCGAAGUAUCACUUGUCGCACUCCCCGUUCUGGGACCGGUCCAAAUAACCAGCCUGGUCAUCGGUCUUCUGCUCGUGGUAUACAUAUCCUACAUAUUAUAUUUCCAUCCCCUUUCGCAAUACCCCGGCCCAAAAAUAGCUUCGUUGACGAGCCUCUGGAGGGCAUAUUACGUUUACAAACUAGUUCUUCACGAGAAGCUAGUUGAGCUGCACCAGCAGUAUGGCCCCGUCGUCCGAAUCGGUCCUAACCAUCUCCAUUUCUGGGAUGGUGAAGCUAUCGCCCCAAUCUACAAGGGAGGUAGGAAAAUGGGAAAGACGGAGUUUUAUGAUGCAUUUACGGCAUUUAACCCCAAUCUAUUUGGGGGCAGGGAUGAAGAUGUAAAAAAGGCACCUCCCGAUUUGAUCAGACCACCCGCUGAACAAGAACAGGUCCAUUCCCUUCGUCGACGACAACUAGCCCACGGAUUCUCACAAGCAUCUGUCGAGAAUUUCGAGCCUCUCAUCAAUGGCCACAUAAAGAUCUUACUCAACAAACUCAAUAAAUUUGCACAGACCGAAGAGGUCUUCGACCUGAAGUCUACCAUCUCGUACUUCGUCCUUGAUAUCCUGGGCGAGGUCGCCUUCAGUCGACCUUUUAAUGCCCAAGUCAGAGGAGAAGCAGAUGAAAUACACGCAAUCAACGACCACAUUCUCUUAUCCUGCGUAGUUGGUGAACUUCCCUUCCAGGCCCUGUCAACGUUCCUAGCGCGAUGGUCGCCCGUUUCGUGGAUGAGAAAACUAGGAAAGAGCAGAAAUAACCUCAAAGCCACGUGCUCCGAGUGUGUUAGCAACAAGAUCAACAAUGCAUCCGACCGUCGAGAUCUGCUCCAAAGCCUUGUGACUGCGAAAGACGUUGAAACUGGUGCUAGUCUCACCGAGCAAGAAAUCAAUUCAGAGGCAUUUGCUAUGCUGUGA
This is a messenger RNA of Penicillium digitatum Pd1, 957 nucleotides long. Its product is annotated as Cytochrome P450, E-class, group I. The record is from RefSeq and is a predicted model, not a curated record. Gene Ontology annotation, molecular function: monooxygenase activity; heme binding; oxidoreductase activity, acting on paired donors, with incorporation or reduction of molecular oxygen. Lineage: Eukaryota; Fungi; Ascomycota; Eurotiomycetes; Eurotiales; Aspergillaceae.